GCAAGUAAAAUUUCCCAUAGACCACUUGACCAAUAUUGCUAACAAACAGUGCCAGUGAGAUCCAUCGAUCCAUCCAUCGAUCGAUCGUAAAGAAAGCCAACCUCGAACUAGCCCAUAACCAGAAACUCAUCUCUGUUCAAGCAUCGAUCGAUGUCCCUCUUAAACCAACUCUUCAACAGAGGCGUUUUUGGUUCUAAAUGCAAAACAUGCUUGAACUUGGCAAUCUCGCGCAUUAAAUUGCUGCAAAACAAGAGAGAUUUGCAGCUUAAACAUAUGCGCAAGGAGAUUGCGCAAUUUCUUCAGGCUGGCCAAGAAGCAAUUGCUCGAAUUCGGGUGGAGCAUGUAAUACGGGAACAAAAUAUACGGGCUGCUUAUGAGAUACUGGAGCUGUUCUGUGAGUUUGUUCUUGUGCGUGUUCCGAUUCUUGAAAGUCAAAAGGAAUGUCCAACUGAAUUGCGAGAGGCUAUUGCAAGCAUAAUUUUUGCUGCUCCAAGAUGUUCAGAAGUGCCAGAUUUGCUGCAGAUCAAGAAUUUGUUUGCUGCAAAAUAUGGAAAGGAAUUCAACAUGGCUGCAUCUGAGCUCCGUCCUGAUUCUGGUGUCAACCGUGCAAUUAUUGAAAGGCUUUCAGUUAGAGCUCCACCAGCAGAGGCAAGGCUCAAGGUUUUGAAGGAAAUCGCUCAAGAAUUUAGUCUUGAGUGGGACUCUUCCAACACAGAGGCUGAACUCGGGAAAAAGCAUGAAGAUUUGCUGGGUGGAUCGAAGCAAAUUAUGGCUGAUGCAAUACUUCCUCAAGCACCCACCAAGCAGAGCUCUCCUCUACCCCCACCUUCCAACGGGGCCCAUUCUACCUUAAAUACGGAUAAUAAGCAAGGAUCUCAUCGUCUUGAAGCUCCUGCGCUUGUGAGCAAUAUGCCCCAGGUCAAUGCUAACGAAAUUGAACCAUCAAUCAGGAAUUACAUGGCUGAUGUUCAAAGGGAGACAACAUCACACUCAUCUGAUGUCUUGGAGAGAGCUCGAGUCGCCAUUGCAUCAGCAGAGCGUGCAACUAUUGCUGCCCGUGCAGCUGCUGAACUUGUAAAUGUUCAAUUUGGUUAAUUUAAGCUAGGCGAAGGUAAGUUUCUUCAAUAAUCGACCCUCGAUUAUGGGAUAUUUCUCAAUGUCACAGAAUCAAGCAUGCCAAAAGAGAAACCAAAAGAAAAUGUAUAUUGGUUCGUAUAAAAGCACAAUCUUGCAAAAACUGGAAGCUACCGACUACCAAGUUCAUCGUAUCGGUGAUGUUCUUAUACCUUCAUUCUCUCUUCUUGCUGAAAUACUAACAAAGCCCACGAUUGUAUCAAUUCAAUAAAAUCCUGUCGCAUCUGUUUUCUGCACAUAA
Molecule: messenger RNA, 1375 nt
Organism: Populus nigra (black poplar)
Lineage: Eukaryota; Viridiplantae; Streptophyta; Magnoliopsida; Malpighiales; Salicaceae
Exons: 6
Coding region: 151-1095 (314 amino acids)
Biological process (GO): protein transport
Source: RefSeq, a predicted model, not a curated record